Hypanus sabinus (Atlantic stingray) is the source of this 1812-nucleotide messenger RNA. Its product is annotated as G1/S-specific cyclin-D1-like. Gene Ontology annotation, cellular component: nucleus; cyclin-dependent protein kinase holoenzyme complex; cytoplasm. The coding region runs from base 1 to 870 and encodes 289 amino acids. Gene Ontology annotation, molecular function: cyclin-dependent protein serine/threonine kinase regulator activity. The record is from RefSeq and is a predicted model, not a curated record. Gene Ontology annotation, biological process: regulation of cyclin-dependent protein serine/threonine kinase activity; positive regulation of G1/S transition of mitotic cell cycle; mitotic cell cycle phase transition. NCBI's taxonomy places the organism in Eukaryota, Metazoa, Chordata, Chondrichthyes, Myliobatiformes, Dasyatidae. The transcript has 5 exons.
AUGGAAAAGGUGGGGAACGCGUGGGGCCGUUGUGACUCAGGAAGGCUCUGCCAGGCUCGGCCGGACCCCAGCCUGCUGCAAGGGCGUGUGCUGCUCACGCUACUGGAGACGGAGCUGAGGUAUCUGCCGUGCCGGAGGACCAUGGCGAAAGUGCAGAAGGAGAUUCGGCCUCACAUGCGGAGCAGGCUGGCUGUGUGGAUGCUGGAGGUUUGCGAGCAGGAGACCUGUGAGAAGGAGGUGUUCCCUCUGUCCAUGAACUACUUGGACCGCUUCCUGACUGCGAUGUCACUGGAAAAGUCCAGGUUCCAGCUGCUAGGGGCCGCCUGCUUGCUCCUGGCGUCGAAGGUCCGUCAGACCAACCCGCUGCCUGUGGAAACCUUGUGCGCCUACACGGCGCACUCGUCCCGGCCGGAGGAUCUGAGGGCGAUGGAAUUGCUGCUCCUGGACACGCUGCACUGGCGCCUCGGCGCGCCCACGCCGCAGGAGUUCGUGGAGCAGUUACUCGGAGCGCAGGCGGCCGGGGAGCGGCUGAUCCGCAAGCACACCGACACCUUCAUCGCCCUCUGCAACACAGAUGCUGAGUUCGUGUCGUUGCCGCCGUCGGUGAUCGGUGCCGCCAGUCUCGCCGCCGCCGUCUGCGGCCUUCGCCUGUGUCUGCCGGGGAUUCCUCCGGGAACCCGGGUGCUCACCGACCACCUCGCCCGCUGCAUCCGCUGCGAUCCGGAGUGCGUGAGGACGUGUCAGGAGCAGCUCGAGGUCUCCCUACACACCCGCCUGAGACAAGCAGCCCCACAAACUCUCCCCCCGCCAAAGCCGGAAGAACUGGAACGUUCCAGGACACCCACAGACAUCCAGGACGUGAACUUGUGAGGAUGGAACACACUAUUGCCCAGCACUCGAGUCCUGCACUGUUUGUCUAUGGAAUUGCCCCCCCCCCGUACCCUGCUAUCCAGUCCCGGUCUCUCCACCUUGUGACAACAUGGUCCCAGUUCCUAAUUCCACAGAUCCUCCCAAAUGCCCUUGCUCUUCCUCCAAAAAUUCUCAAAUCAUUUUGAUGAGAUGCCCUUCAUCAUCAUGUCUGGGGAUAUGGGGAAAUAGCCUUGUACCAUUGGAUCAGUUGUCAUAAUAGAAUGGGCUCGAUGAGCUGUGUAGCUGUUUCUAUCUUGCGUUUAAUCUCUAGUCUUUUAAAUCGGUAAACAUUCCACGUUUCUCCUGUAAGGCCUGUCCUGCCUCUGUUCCCACCGGGAUCCACCUCUUCCCCCCCACCCUCCACCUCUGGGACUUGAUCUGCCUGAGGUGUAGAACCCAGUGUGUACAGGGCCUGGCUGUUGAUCCCAGGAUGGGGAUGAACUGGAGGGAGAGGGGACUACAACCUCAGGGCAGCAGGCCGGUUUUCAUCCUGGUGUUGGACCCUCUGGAAGGGGAAGCGAAAACCACAGGAUCCCGAGUCUCCAACAUGGAGGUCAUUUAAUAGGAAAGCUCCCUGGAGGAGACAUUCCUUCGCAAACCUCCCACUCACCCCUUCACUCACCUACUCCACACUUCCCAUUGGCCAGGUCAUGGGCCAAUCCCAGUGGCCACAUUACUCCUCUGAUCCUGGGACUGGCUGAAGUGGGUUGGCCUUGGAGAAGGAAGCCAAGGCGACGAUUCAUGCCUUUAGCCAUCAAUCAUCCAAAAUGCUCACCAUUCAUUGGCUCUCUUAAUUGUAUCAUUAUUUAACUAUUUAUUUUAACUUUAUUUUAAUUAAAAUAAAGUCUGUAUUUAAGUUAAUGUUUAAAGUAAUGUUAAGGUUAAAAUAAAGUUCAUACUGAC